AUGGGCGUCUACGGAAUCACCUCAAGGAGUCAUAGCAGGAAACACAACCUCCACAACCGCACUCAACGGAGACAAAGCUCUGUCCCCGCACAAUACAUGCGUCUCAAAGAACGUAUCGCUCGUUCUUCUGCAGUUGAAACCCCCAGCCUUGCAAACUUCUUUGGUCCUCAUCUCGUCAUCAGUCCUCACGACAGACUGACCCUCCAAAAGACAAACUCUCUCUCGACGAGGCCAAAGGCAACGAUCACCCUGUCAACCGUAACACACCACAAUCACUACGACUUCAGGAUACGCCCUUACCUCUUCUCUCACCCCUCCCGUACCGCUGAUAUGGCCACAUUACGGCACACAAAGAUCGGAUCCGGAUCGAUCUGCAAAUCGACUCCUCGUGACGUCGCUGUCUCUCGCAGUAAUAUCAGUCAUCUUUGCGUUCUGCCGGCAUCAGCGACAGCAGUCGUUGCUGCUACGAAGGAGGAUGAGGAGGAUGAGGAAGACGAGGAUGAGACCGAGGAUGUUGAGAUUGACAUUGACGGGGUCGGCAGAUCCGGAUACGACUGCAACAAUGGCGGAUAUAUUGGAUUCCCCCUAUCAACUAUCGCGGCUGCAGUAACAAGACCAGGCAACUCAGCGGCACAUUCGUCGUUCCUUCAUGCAACAACUACAACUGCAGUAUCAGGACAAGGUCUAUUAUUUGAUCACGGGGGAUUUAAGUUUGGAGCCAGGUCGACAUCAACAGCGUCUGCUGCAACGUUCGUCUUUGGAUCUGAAUCUGGAUUGGAGUCGGCUUCUUCCUCGCAGCAGGUUCCUUCGCUCAGCUCGUCAGUCUGCUCGACAUCGUCUACCUUGUCCACGCCACCCACUGGUCUGGAUUACUCUCCCGACACCGCAUAUCCUCAGCAACAACAACAGCAGCAGAAAGAUGAGUUGGUGAAGCUCAAACGGGAGGCGUUCCAGGAACUGGCUUCGCAGACCCAACGGUCCGACGACCUUUUCAUUGCAAAGAUGAUCCAUUGGGAGUCUCUCAGCUCUGAGGAGAAGGCUCAAUGGCUCGAGCGUGGUCACAGUCAGCAUGAAGGCGCUACCAUACAGGCAGGAACUGUCCCUCCACAGCACUACCGGCACCUUUCCGCUCAGCAAUAUCCACAGGAGCAGCAGUGGGAGCAACGCGAGCAGGAACAGGAGAUGGAUGACUUGGUGAACGCGUUGGAGUGCCAUGCAACCGUCAAGGAUUACUCGGCGCUUAUUGCGUUCGAACAGCAGGCCGAAAUCCAGCGACGCUCUCUCAUGGAGCAGUUCUGA
Molecule: messenger RNA, 1299 nt
Organism: Linnemannia hyalina
Lineage: Eukaryota; Fungi; Mortierellomycota; Mortierellomycetes; Mortierellales; Mortierellaceae
Source: the annotation of a GenBank genome assembly